Messenger RNA from Pectinophora gossypiella (pink bollworm), 5668 nucleotides. It is a transcript of the gene SCRB4, whose product is annotated as protein peste-like. The transcript is spliced from 11 exons. Gene Ontology annotation, cellular component: cytoplasm; membrane. Gene Ontology annotation, molecular function: scavenger receptor activity. The coding region runs from base 316 to 1794 and encodes 492 amino acids. The record is from RefSeq and is a predicted model, not a curated record. Lineage: Eukaryota; Metazoa; Arthropoda; Insecta; Lepidoptera; Gelechiidae.
CAUUCAGUGACAAGUCGAUCGUCGCGACAACAGGACGUGUUCAGUUUACCACCAUUCCUCGCGCGAUGUUAUACUCGUAAAACGAAAUAAUAUUGAAUUAAAACUUACUCGAUUCCUACUAUUUAUUCCUUCAGUGUAUUAAAAUAAAGGAUUGGAAGGAAAAACAAAUAGCUGUGCCGGUAAACUAGUUUCUAGACUGUGUUUAGAAGUAAAUACUUAAUCUUUCAUUAUCGUAUUAAGGAAUUAGUGAGGUGUGGGAUAGAGUGUUCUUAUCUACGAUUUGAAGUGCGUGAGGCUCGUGCGCUGCGGAGCUUGAUGCGCGGGCGCGCGCCGCGCUGGCGCGUGGCGGCGGGCGGCGCCGGCGCACUGCUGGCGCUGGCCGCGCUGGCCACCGCGCUGACCUGGCAGACCAUCUUCGAUGCUGUGCUCGCCUCGCAACUGACGAUGACCCCAACGUCUCGCUCGUAUCACCAGUGGAAGCAGCCACCAGACUCCAUCCCUCUCUACUUCGAAGUCUACCUCUUCAACUGGACCAACGCUGACAAGUUUCCUGAGGAGGUGCCCAACAUGGUGCAGCUGGGUCCAUAUCGCUUCCGUGAAGUCCGGCAGCACGUGAACGUGACGUGGCACAACCACAACGGCUCGCUGGCGUACCGUACACUACGCCGGUUCUUCUUUGACGCCGCCACCAGCAACGGCACUUUGAAGGACAACAUCACCACGCUCAAUGUAAUUGCUGCUUCAGCCGUCUACAGAUCCAGGGACUGGGGCUUCCUCCGCCAGAAAGGCCUGUCCAUGGGCCUGGCGAUGUUUGGCCAGGGCAUCUCCGUAUCCAAGCUGGCUGGGGAGAUCCUGUUCGAGGGUUACGAGGACCCGCUACUGGACCUGGCUAAAAGUCUGCCACCCAGUGCCACUGGAGGCGCACCGCCUGUAGACCGGUUCGGGUGGUUUUAUGGGCGUAACAACUCCCUAGACACUGACGGGUACGUGGAGAUAUCGACGGGAGUUGACGGGGCGCUGCCGGGGCAGAUCCUGCGGUGGAAUCACGAAGACCACAUCCCCUACUACAGCGGACACUGUGCUCAGCUGGCAGGCAGUGCAGGCGAGUUCCUUCCCCGCAACCUAACAGAGGAUUCGCAACUGAUGAUGUUCGUGCCAGACCUGUGUCGCACAGUGCACAUGGACUACGUGCACAGUGGGGAGAUCGCGGGGCUGGAGUACCAUAAAUAUGCUCUCUCACAACGCAGCUUUGACAACUCGACGCUGUCACCAUCCAACACUUGUUUCUGCAAUGGCCAGUGUGCCUGGAGUGGCGUCAUGAACGUGUCUGCCUGCAGGUUCGGCUCGCCGGCGUUCAUCUCUCUGCCACAUUUCCUGCAUGGUGAUCCGGUACUACUCGACAUGGUGACAGGACUGAACCCUGACCCUGAAAAACACGAGUUCUAUUUCGCCAUCGAGCCUAAGCUCGGAAUCCCUUUAGAAGUAGCGGCGCGAUUCCAAGUCAACGUACUCAUAGAGCCAAGCCCAAACAUAGCUCUCUUCGAAAACGUACCAAGAAUGCUGUUCCCAGUCUUCUGGGUACAAGAAAAAGUGUUGAUAGACGAACAAAUCUCCGCGGAGCUCCGCAUCGUGCGCGCCACCUUGGAUUGGGGCGCGACUGUGUGCGCGUGCGCAGCGCUCGCGUUCGCCGUGCUCGUUGCCAUGGCGACGUGGUGCAUGAGGAAGCAUGUACAGCAUGAUUUGAAAUUUGAGAAGCCGAAAGACGAGGCGGAGUUGAAACUAAAUCCGAAAUGAGGAAAAAACCCUGUCAGUUUGAAUCGCGCGCGAUGCGAUGAAUAACGCGCAUUUUGGUCAACAUAAGCAAAUACUGUCUACGUCAUACGCCUAUUCGUCGCACCGCGCGCGACAGCGUGACCGUGCAGUCCCCGCAGUUAUACCUAAAUAAUGAAAAGAGAAUUAGAACAUUGAUGUAUAAGGUAUUAUAGUUGAAUAAGAAAGAAGCUUGAUUGGUGAUAGUUCAGUAACGCUACGGAAAAUUAUGUGGCGUCCGGCGGGGAAUAAGAAACGAUAUAAUCUAGCUAUAACUAAAAUAAAAAGAAAUAUAUAUAACGACAAUGGUACUGUUUCCAUUAUUUCACGAGUGGUAUUAAACAGAUAGCUAUAUGAAAACAUCUAUAAACAAUUGAAUAUUUUUAAAAUAUGACCAUAACAUAGGACAUUAUCUUUAUAAGAUAAGGCAGACAAAAACGCCAUGUGACCUUGGUACCAUUAGACAAUAAUAUUAACACGUUGACAGUCCUGUGACCCAUAUACGGGACGUGACGGUCCGUGACCCACACAUGAGUCACUAAGAAACGACCAGGUACGCACUAAGGGCGGGUGGACUCAUUAUUUACGUUUUUAACAGGAAGUAUAAAAAUUUAAGUAAUAUACGGAACUUACAAGGAAGUCAGAACAUUUUGUAUGGGGACUGUCAACGUGUUAAUGCUGCUGUGGCAAUAAUUGUACCGUUGUACCAUUAAUUGUACUGUCUAGUCGGACCGUGGUACAAUUACCGUGGUAAAGUUACCGUGGUAAAGUAGGGAACACAAGACAAUAUAAAGUAAACCCAGUUAAAAGAGUGUGCCAUAACUAUGUGAAGCAGGUGUACCUAGAUUACCUAGAAUUCGCGCCAUGAAAUGUCUACCGGCUGGGUGCGCUGGCAUCGCAGUAUAUUAUGCUAAAUCUGUAUACAUUAUAAUUAUUGUAACAUUGGCACUGGUGGGUUAAAAACGCCACAUUAAAGCAAUUCAUCUAAAAAAGUAAUAUUGCUAUUUGACAGUUGUUUGCAUUGCGCGCUUACUUUUAUGUGCACAAAUGUCACAUUGCAAUAUUGCUUCGUUGUGCAAAUGUCAAAUUGCAAUAUUGCUUCGUUCUUCUUUUUAGGUGAAUUGCUUCGACGUGGCCUUUUUAACCGGUGAUCCCUGUAAACACCUCCUAUUUUUUCAUUUUAAGUUAUACUUGUCAUUUUAUUAUGCGCCGAAAAGGAAUGCGACAGAUGACUGGACAGCUGUUAAAUCUAGAAUAAGUGAGUGAAAGAAUUAAUAACCCGGCAAAUCAAAUAGGCGUCUCGUUGGUUUCACGUGUACUGCCGACAUAACCUUGUCGGGUUAAUAUAGCUAUUGUAAAUUUCUGAGAGUUUCUGUCUAAAAUUGACGUUUGUUUCAUAAAUUUUAUGCAUGUCAACUUUGAUCAUUAUAUUGGCCUGUCAGUCAUCCGUCCCUUUCCAUUUCGCUGGAUAAGAAAAACUCCUAUUCCCAGCAGUCUUACCGAGUAGUCUUACCAGUUGAACUACUGGGAAUUUCCUUCCCAAUAGACUUACUGAAUAGUAAGACUUCGCUUUUCCAGAUACUUAUAAAUUAAAAUAAAAUUAGAUGUGUUUUGGAAUCAGCGCCAUUGUAUGAUUUGGCUUGUCAAUUAGUUCCAUUUAAAUCCGCGGAACUUGUACUCGCGAGUAUUCUACGUGUUAAUUAUAUAUUUUUUGUAAUUAUUCAAACUGACCAAAGAUUAAACUGUACGUAGAAAUAAAUCAACUAUUUUCUAUGUAUUUAAUGGACUAGUGUUUUCUAUUUAAAGCUUGCUGCACACUGCAGCAGCACUAUUUUACAGCGGAUAAGAAUAAACAAUUAUUUUUAUAAUGAAAAAUAUACCUGUUGAUAGGUAUCUUUAAUUAUAUCACUUUUAUCAUUCCUAAGAGUAGUUAGUAUAGUUCCCUUACACCUUAAAGUAUUGUUGACUCAUUUUAUUUUAAAAUCAUCUACAAAAUAAAAAUGAAAACUUAGUAUUUACGCAUUCCAACGUUUUACAUAGUAUUUCAGUAAUUUUAUGACAUUUAUUAAUAGGAACAAUAAUAUAGGUUUAAUUUAGAGACAAUAGUUAUAAUAGGCGUUAUUUUUUUGUAUUCUGUGAUAGUGUGUUGGAUAGAAUAAGCGAUAUUAACUUUACGCCUAGUAUUUUACUAAGAGAACGAUGACGGAGAGAAACAUUGCUAUAUUAUUUUUCUCAGGCGUUUUUUAUUUGUUUUUAAAGUGUUAUUUCAUCCGAAUCUUAGAUGUAAUCUCUAAAUACUCCUUUUGUAUAUUGAAAUAUAACAUGAAAUGUUAUUAUCAGUGUGGCUGUGAAUCACAUGCACGCAUAUAAGUAGGUAACUACCUACCUAAUUUUCAUAUCAUAUUUAAGUAUAAAUUAAAAUUAUUUUGUGCAGUUAUGGACCAAAUCAUCACAUUUAAAAUAAGUACAAUUUAGAUUUAAAUAUAUUACUAACAAUAACUAAGAGUGACUUUUAAAGAUAUCAGAUUUUUUUACUAUGGAAUAAUGGAGGUUGGCAGGUUGGUAUCAUGGUGUAAGAAGACCAGGUAUGCUCAAAACUGACAGCUAGCAUUUCAAGGUUAGCCCAGCUGACGUCAUCUGACCCUGGGUUGCCAUUUCGUAAAAAAUAAAUUACCCACGACCAAUGUUUUUAAUUUACUUUGCAAGGAAAUUUUGUACUUUUAGUAAAAGAUUUACGUACAGUUUUAAUGAUUUUUGUAUGUGUGGCAAAUAAUAGUAAUUAAAUACAUUAGUCAGUAAUUCACUUAAUCUUCAAUAAUAAAAUUUGCGUCCUUGGAAUGUUGGAGAUACCAAUUGAAUGGUAACACUUACGUCAUCAAUGGACUAGCAAUGGCGGCUUGUCAUAGGAUUGAGCAUACCUGGUCUUCUUAUGCCAUGGUUGGUAUAGUCGAGUGGCUCUAUCUGGCGGAUUUUCUAACACAACGGCUCACAAUGAAACCAGCAGGCUCUGCUCGGGGCGCGAAUUAUAUAGAGGCCUUUGACCAAUAGCCAUUCGACGUCCAUCUACGUAGAUACUAUUAGCUGCAUUUAUUGGUCUAAGCCCUCGAUAUAAUUCGCGUCGCGCGCAGCUUGGUUGUCAUGCAGACCCAGAUCUAUCGUGGACCUAUUCAUUAUCGAUCGAGGAUCAGAUAUUAUAAUACUGAUACCAUGCUAAAAAGAUCCGACCUCGAACCCCUUUAUUAUGUGACAAAAAAUAAUAGUACAUUCAAAAAAAUAAAUAACUUAAAGGUACAAAGUACUUUCAAUGUAGACAGAUAAUUUCUUAUUAUUCCUUUUUUAUUUGGAUAGGUAAUUAUGAUUUCAAUACCGUAAAAUGCUGUAACUUUGCCUAGUAAGUGCAAUAUUGCCUAUUUCAGUUGAAAUAAGAUAUUCCGAUUAGAAUAAACGUCAAAUCGCGUGCAAAGUUACAGCAUUUUACGGUAGUUAAUCCAGUAGGCUCUGCACGCGAAUUAUAUCGAAGCCUUCGACCAAUAGCCGUUUGACGUCCAUCUACGUAGAUAGCAUUCGUAUCGUUUAUUGGUCGAAACGCUCGAUAUAAUUCGCGCGCGGCGCGGUUAUCAUGCAGACCCGGCGUAGUGAGUGUAAUAAGAACAGUGAUACUAUAUUACGUUGUUGUAUAGAUGAAACAACAUUAUGCAACAGAAAAGACACAGACAAACAUACAGCAGAACUUAUUUGUAAUAGUUUCUUCCAACAAAACUGCGAGAGACACACAAGUUUAACAAGGAGAGUUGAAUGCAUUAAUAUUUGCCGAACUAUGAAGAAUGAUUAAGGAAAUUGUAAUAAAAACGUUAUCUUA